Knipowitschia caucasica is the source of this 2757-nucleotide messenger RNA. The record is from the annotation of a GenBank genome assembly. Lineage: Eukaryota; Metazoa; Chordata; Actinopteri; Gobiiformes; Gobiidae.
AUGCGUGGAUGGCUGCGUAAAGUUUGUUUUGAUUCAUCCCCUUCGGGUCCUGAUUGCUCCAGCUGCCUCACCUCAACAAUCAAAGCCCUCCUGGUCUCCUCUGCAAAUGACCACACUGGGGCCUCACACUGGGGCCUCACUCAGACCACACUGGGGCCUCACACUGGGGCCUCACUCAGACCACACUGGGCCUCACUCAGACCACACUGGGGCCUCACUCAGACCACACUGGGGCCUCACUCAGACCACACUGGGGCCUCACUCAGACCACACUGGGGCCUCACUCAGACCACACAGGGGCCUCACUCAGACCAAACUGGGGCCUCACACUUGGGCCUCACUCAGACCACACUGGGCCUCACUGGGGCCUCACACUGGGCCUCACUCAGACCACACUGGGGCCUCACUCAGACCACACUGGGCCUCACUGGGGCUCCUCAGACCACACUGGGGCCUCACUUCACUCAGACCACACUGGGCCUCACUCAGACCACACUGGGCCUCACUCAGACCACACUGGGCCUCACUCAGACCACACUGGGCCUCACUCAGACCACACUGGGGCCUCACUCAGACCACACUGGGGCCUCACUCAGACCACACUGGGGCCUCACUCAGACCACACUGGGGCCUCACUCAGACCACACUGGGGCCUCACUCAGACCACACUGGGGCCUCACUCAGACCACACUGGGGCCUCACUCAGACCACACUGGGGCCUCACUCAGACCACACUGGGGCCUCACUCAGACCACACUGGGGCCUCACUCAGACCACACUGGGGCCUCACUCAGACCACACUGGGCCUCACUCAGACCACACUGGGGCCUCACUCAGACCACACUGGGGCCUCACUCAGACCACACUGGGGCCUCACUCAGACCACACUGGGGCCUCACUCAGACCACACUGGGGCCUCACUCAGACCACACUGGGGCCUCACUCAGACCACACUGGGGCCUCACUCAGACCACACUGGGGCCUCACUCAGACCACACUGGGGCCUCACUCAGACCACACUGGGCCACUCACACUGGGGCCUCACUCAGACCACACUGGGGCCUCACUCAGACCACACACUGGGCCUCACUCAGACCACACUGGGGCCUCACUCAGACCACACUGGGGCCUCACUCAGACCACACUGGGGCCUCACUCAGACCACACUGGGCCUCACUCAGACCACACUGGGGCCUCACUCAGACCACACUGGGGCCUCACUCAGACCACACUGGGGCCUCACUCAGACCACACUGGGGCCUCACUCAGACCACACUGGGGCCUCACUCAGACCACACUGGGGCCUCACUCAGACCACACUGGGGCCUCACUCAGACCACACUGGGGCCUCACUCAGACCACACUGGGGCCUCACUCAGACCACACUGGGGCCUCACUCAGACCAAACUGGGGCCUCACACUUGGGCCUCACUCAGACCACACUGGGGCCUCACUCAGACCACACUGGGGCCUCACUCAGACCACACUGGGGCCUCACUCAGACCACACUGGGGCCUCACUCAGACCACACUGGGCCUCACUCAGACCACACUGGGGCCUCACUCAGACCACACUGGGGCCUCACUCAGACCACACUGGGGCCUCACUCAGACCACACUGGGGCCUCACUCAGACCACACUGGGGCCUCACUCAGACCACACUGGGGCCUCACAGCCACUCAGACCACACUGGGCCUCACUCAGACCACACUGGGGCCUCACUCAGACCACACUGGGGCCUCACUCAGACCACACUGGGGCCUCACUCAGACCACACUGGGCCUCCUCAGACACACUGGGCCUCACUCAGACCACACUGGGGCCUCACUCAGACCACACUGGGGCCUCACUCAGACCACACUGGGGCCUCACUCAGACCACACUGGGGCCUCACUCAGACCACACUGGGGCCUCACUCAGACCACACUGGGGCCUCACUCAGACCACACUGGGGCCUCACUCAGACCACACUGGGGCCUCACUCAGACCACACUGGGGCCUCACUCAGACCACACUGGGGCCUCACUCAGACCACACUGGGGCCUCACUCAGACCACACUGGGGCCUCACUCAGACCACACUGGGGCCUCACUCAGACCACACUGGGGCCUCACUCAGACCAACAUGGGCCUCACUCAGACCACACUGGGGCCUCACUCAGACCACACUGGGGCCUCACUCAGACCACACUGGGGCCUCACUCAGACCACACUGGGGCCUCACUCAGACCACACUGGGCCUCACUCAGACCACACUGGGGCCUCACUCAGACCACACUGGGGCCUCACUCAGACCACACUGGGGCCUCACUCAGACCACACUGGGGCCUCACUCAGACCACACUGGGCCUCACUCAGACCACACUGGGGCCUCACUCAGACCACACUGGGCCUCACUCAGACCACACUGGGCCUCACUCAGACCACACUGGGGCCUCACUCAGACCACACUGGGGCCUCACUCAGACCACACUGGGGCCUCACUCAGACCACACUGGGGCCUCACUCAGACCACACUGGGGCCUGGCUUUAUCACUCAGACCACACUGGGGCUCACUCAGACCACACUGGGGCCACUCUGAUUAAAAAAACUCUUUGGACCCCACAAAUUCCGGCACCUCACCACGGACCAGACCCCAAGGGGGGGGGGGGGGACUUUCUGAGGGCUUUGGUUAGGGAACCCAGGAACCUGAGGCUGCCAAGGACCCCCCAAAGAGCCAGGGACUUGAGGGGGGUGGCCCAGGACCAGGGGGACUGA